CGCCCCAGACUAGUUGCGCGGCUUCCUCCGGUGGGCGGAGGUCUCGGACGUGGCGGGCCGGGCCUGGGCGUUGUGCCCGGCUCCCGGCAGGCUGGCCUUCCCGCCGUAGUGGAGCCCCGGCAGGUCCCAGGCCCUCCCAGGUAGACAGGCUCCGGCCCACGUGACGUUGGGCUGCUGCCGGGCCGCGGCGGUAGGACCGCGAGACUGGGCGAGCGGGCAGCUCACCUGCGCUGCGGGGACGAGGUUGAAGGUGCGCACGCGCGCAGCCGGCUGGGUUGGUGGUUCCUGCGACCCUGCGCAGCCCAGGCUGCAGGCUGGGCGCACUCGCUCCCUCGCAGGGGCGUAAUUUCCCAGCUGGUCUGCGUCCCCUUUCCGACGCCUCCGUUAGGGGCGGGUCGGGAGCAUGACUUCAGAAAUGGAGUCUUCGUUGGAGGCCAGCUUCAUGUCCAGCGGAGCGCUGUCGGGGUCUUCAGUGUUUCUGCCGCCUGCUCGCUCCCGCAUCUUUAAGAUAAUCGUGAUCGGGGACUCCAAUGUGGGCAAAACAUGCCUGACCUACCGCUUCUGCGCCGGCCGCUUCCCCGACCGCACCGAAGCUACUAUUGGAGUGGAUUUCCGAGAACGAGCAGUGGAGAUUGAUGGAGAGCGCAUUAAGAUCCAGCUGUGGGACACAGCGGGGCAGGAGCGGUUCCGGAAGAGCAUGGUGCAGCACUACUACAGAAACGUGCACGCUGUGGUCUUCGUGUACGACGUGACCAACAUGGCCAGUUUCCGCAGCUUGCCAUCUUGGAUAGAGGAAUGCAAGCAGCACUUGCUGGCCAACGACAUACCACGGAUUCUUGUUGGAAAUAAAUGUGACCUAAGAAGCGCCAUCCAGGUUCCUACGGACGUGGCACAGAAAUUUGCUGACACGCACAGUAUGCCUUUGUUCGAAACCUCUGCUAAAAACCCCAAUGACAACGACCACGUGGAAGCCAUAUUUAUGACCCUGGCUCACAAGCUAAAGAGCCACAAACCACUAAUGCUCACUCAGCCCCCGGAUGACAGCGUUACCCUGAAGCCUGAACCGAAGCCCGCGGUGACGUGCUGGUGCUGAGUGACUGUUUUCAUCACACCGUUUGGUUCUGACUAGAGAAACAAGUUUGAAGUAUGGCAGUGAUCGUCAUUAAGAUUUAAUCUCAAAUGCAGUGGGUCAUCCUGACGCUUCACUGUUUACCGUCUCCAUGCUCACUCUGUCUUUAGGUAAUCAGGGGUGCCACUGUGACCACGGGAAAAAAAUGCGGUUGUCAGAUGAGGCUGAAAAUGAAGCAAAGGGAGGACAGUCAGCGCAUCUUUCCCUUAGAGCCAGGGAAGGAGGCUUCCAGUGCGGGUCUGCUGGGGGGUUUUGGGUGUCAGCGCCUGCUUGGUCCUGUGUUGAGAGAUUGGAAAAAUACCAGGGAUUUGUUUAGUACACACUUAAUGGUAUGCCCUUUGACAGGGCGGUUUCUCAGUAGGGUAAAAUCCUGUAGUGGCUUCUCCCUGUAGUUCUUUCUUUGUAUUAUUAACGGAUUUAAUUGUUAUUGGUACACUUUAGAGCCAAGGCUUUGGCUCCAGUGGGAGGAGAAGGCAUAGAAUGUUCUCUGAGUCCCGGUCUGUAAACAAUGACUCUCCCACUGGUUCUUGAUAUUUCACUCCAUAUUUCUAGUCAAUAUCAAUGAGUUCUACAGAAAUGAUUGUUAUUUUUAGAAGAGUGAUUUGUUUUCUUACUAAAUUCUAUUAAAAUAUGCAAAAAGCAGUGAAAUGUUAGUGCAGAUGAAGCGACGUAAUAAGGUGCUUUAUAUUUUGUUACCGUGUCUUUAAACAGUAGAAAAGAAAUGGGAAGCCGGUGAGGAGCUGUGACUUGGGGGAAGUAGGUAAACACGGCUGCUGGCUGUCUCAGGAGACUCAGCUUUAGUGACUUUAAGGUGUGUACCUGGCACAGUGUCCUCUCCCCCACCCCCAAUCAGCUUCACCACCACAGGCUGCACCAACAGGUCGUCUUCCAUUUGGAUUGUAGCUCUGAGGAUAUACCCUUAACUGCUAUGAGUGUACACGUAUUUCUGUAACAGUAUGUGUCACACACAGUACAUCAGUUCUUAAAAUCUUUAAAUUUUAUGGCCACAACAUGCUCUUCCUCCUCAGUAUGAAAAACGAGUUAGAUUAAAGAAUCUUGUCUGUCCUUCACUGGCAGAAAGAAUAUUUGAAACAGUUUUUUCUUACCCCUAGAUAUUUUUACUUUGAGUUUAAGACUUUGCACACAGAAAGUGGUAAGCUUGCCUAUGAAACUGUCACGUGAAUGGAACGUAAGCCAUGAACUUCAGCCGAAGUGCGCACCCUGGUUGGUUCUGCUAGGGUGCUGUCCUCGGUCAUUUUGGAGGGAAGGAAGCCAAAAGAUGAUUGUACUCAGAAUAUUUUCAGGGUGUGGGAAACCAAUCCAACAUGUAUCUCAUUUAGUUUAGGAUUUUUGUUUUAUCAUCAUGGUGUUCCUAACUGGAUAACUUAACUAUGAAAAUGAGAUAAUUCUAUUAAAUGAACUAACUAAAAGUAAUAAUUAUAGAAAAUACAUGGUUCCGUUUUUAAUAUCAGAGCUUAAGGAAAAACAAAUUGGCUUUAUUUGUGUUCAGAAAUUAAUCCACUUUUCUUAUGAUAGAAUUAAACAUUAGACUUUAAAUUCAUGUUGAUUUGUAACUAUUUUUAUAGUGAAACAGUGACAAUGGUAAUAAUUGUGUUGGGCAUAAUAGUUUUUUAAAGAAGGGAAUCUGUUUGUUGCUUUUGAAAAUAUUUUGCAGAGUAGGGGAAGAAAGUUUACAGAGUUUCCAAGCACAUUUAUGUUUCUCAGUGCUGUUAUUAAUGUUUUUUUUUAAAAAAGGGAUUUGUUUCUUUUUGUAGGAGCUUAGUAGUAACUAUUCUUUACAGUUCUGUGAAAGGACUUAUUUUUUUCACUGUAAUAUUUAUUAAAAAUAUUUGUAUCACUUGUAAUGAUUUAUUUGAACUUUUUCUAUGUAUUAUUUUCUAAAAGAAUAUACUUAUUAGUUGAAUGGGGAUAAAGCUUUUAGAUAUUUUCUAAAAUAUUUAUAAAAUACUUCAUUGACUAUUGAGAAAUCACUUCCAAAAUGGUGGCUAUCAGACAACUAUUAAUUUUUAAAGCACAAAUCACACAUUUGGUGACGGCUGUGUGGAUCUCUUUUAACCGUGGCCUUCAACUAAAAACAUCAGAUGUGUUUUGGAGAAGUCUCGGUGUGAGAACGCCAGAGGGAGCUGCCCCGGCGUCGAACGUAGCUAGCUGUGGGUGACAGUGCUUCAUUGACCGCGCUUCCUCACGAAACCUGAACUGAGUCACGUUGCGGGGUAACGUCACUGUAACAUUGCCCUCUUGCAGUUCAAUAAACCAGCUUUGCCAAAAAAAGGAGUUGUGUUACCACCGGUGCCGCUGGGCCGGCUCCCUGGUUACCCCGUGGCCGAGAAAGACUUUCCAGCGGGAGGGUGUGCUGUGUGUGUGUUUUUCUUCCACUAAACGACACUUUGUUCACCACUUUGGUAAUGACAGGUGUCUGGAAUACACAUUUCAUGCUAAGGCAUAUGCUACUUUAAGAGUUAGUUUUAGGAAAGCUGUCUUUUCCUGGUGGGUGUUGGGACUUGUUUCCAUCUGAUGGGCUUUGUUUCUGAAAUCGGUGUCCCCUGUAAAAAUGCUUCUGUCUGGGCAUUUCAAAAGUUAAAUUUUCCAUUCUGUUCAAACAUUUUCCAGACUAAGACUUAUGCUUGAGUUUGGAUGCAUUUGUGAAAAUGUAUGCAUAGCUUUGUGUACAACCUUCCAGUAACAAUGUGGUGGGCAGGGCUGAAAACGUGGCUUUCACGUUUAAUAAGCCCAGUUGACAGUGUUCUAUUUGGACCCAAAGAUCUUUGUGACGUCUUUUUUUCCCCCUUAACUUUGACAGUCAUUAAAUGCAAGUAUCGAAAUAUGCUGUUUUUAGCCCCGGUUAGUGUGGCUCAGGGGAUUGAGUGCCAAACUACGAAGCAAAGGAUCAGUGGUUCGAUUCCUAGUCAGGGCACAUGCCUGGGCUAUAGGCCCGGUCCCCAGUAGGGGGCGCAUGAGAGGCAACCACACAUUGAUGUUUCUCUCCCUGUCUUCCUCCCUCCCUCCCUUAAAAGUAAAUAAAUAAAAUCUUAUAAAAAAUACACUGGGUUUAGAAACAUGAAGUGUGAAAUCAAGAUUUUCAAAAUAAUGAAGCAUAUUAAAUCCUACCAGUUCCAUUCCAUUCCUCCGUAGAACAUUCCUGUAGGAGGAGGGGGAACUACUUUCGUCAACUCUUCUUCCAGGAGGAGCCUCGAUUGCAUGUGGUCUUCACAUCCUCGCAGGCGGCAUCCAGUAUUGGAUGUCAUUUGCCUCCUCCACAAGCUCCCUCUUCCCCAAAGGGUCCGCCCUUUGACAAUCACUCGUAUCCAUAAGUGAUUCCU
Molecule: messenger RNA, 4470 nt
Organism: Artibeus jamaicensis (Jamaican fruit-eating bat)
Lineage: Eukaryota; Metazoa; Chordata; Mammalia; Chiroptera; Phyllostomidae
Gene: RAB33B
Product: RAB33B, member RAS oncogene family
Exons: 2
Coding region: 404-1093 (229 amino acids)
Biological process (GO): Rab protein signal transduction
Cellular component (GO): endosome; Golgi apparatus
Molecular function (GO): GTP binding; GTPase activity
Source: RefSeq, a predicted model, not a curated record